This is a messenger RNA of Wyeomyia smithii (pitcher-plant mosquito), 1311 nucleotides long. RefSeq lists its product as uncharacterized. Gene Ontology annotation, molecular function: nucleic acid binding. Gene Ontology annotation, biological process: DNA integration. The record is from RefSeq and is a predicted model, not a curated record. Bases 1 to 1311 code for a protein of 436 amino acids. Lineage: Eukaryota; Metazoa; Arthropoda; Insecta; Diptera; Culicidae. The transcript has a single exon.
AUGGUAGAAGAAGCCACGAAAUGCGAUCCGACUCUUAGUAAACUAUAUCGAUUCGUGAGCGAUGGUUGGCCUAAGGAGCGAACGGAUGUCAACGAUUGGGAGAUGCAACGCUAUUUUGACCGCCAAGAAGCUCUCUCAAUUGUGCAAGGCUGUGUUAUGUUUGGAGACCGUUUAAUUAUCCCAGCACAGUAUAGAAAGCGAUGCAUUAUCCAAUUGCAUAAAGGUCAUCCAGGUGCACAACGGAUGAAAGCCAUUGCACGCAGCUUCGUCUUUUGGCCAGGCUUAGACGAACAAAUAGUCGACUUUGUAAAGGCUUGUCACCAAUGUGCAUUAGCAGCGCGUUCGCCACCAAAGGCAGAGCCACAAUCAUGGCCCAAAUCGACAGCUCCAUGGCAAAGGAUUCACAUCGACUAUGCCGGUCCUUUGGAAGGAGAAUACUACUUAAUCGUUGUUGAUUCAAACACUAAAUGGCCGGAAAUUUUCCCAACGAAACUGAUAACAACGAAGGUAACACUCAGCUUGCUUCAAGAUUUAUUCGCCAACAAAGGAAUACCAGAGAUUCUUGUGUCGGACAACGGCACGCAGUUCAAAAGUUGGGAAUUUGAGGAAUUUUGUUGCCAGAACGGCAUCAGGCACAUAACGACAGCACCUUUCCACCCACAAUCGAAUGGCCAGGCCGAACGGUUCGUGGAUACAUUCAAACGAGCCAUCCGAAAAAUCCAGGAAGGGAAAGGUACGAUCAAGCAGGCUUUAAAUACGUUUCUUCUCACUUACCGAACAACUCCGAAUCCAAAUGUGCCAGAUGGCAAGUCACCAGCAGAAGCUAUGUACGGCAGACCGAUAAGAACUUCACUCGAAUUGCUGCGACCGCCCCGUAGAUCAGUACCACAACCAGUGUCAGAAUCGCCUGCCUUGCGAACCUUUAAUAAGGAAGAUAAGGUUUUCGCUAAAGUGUAUGCGAGUAAUAAGUGGACUUGGGUGCCCGGAGUCAUAAUGGAAAAACUUAGCAGAGUAAUGUAUAACGUCUGGGUCAACAAUAGUAAAAUGAUUCGCUCGCACAUUAAUCAGCUUAAAAGUAGGUCUUCGUUCGCAGCUCAACAGCCGUCAACUAAGUCGCAAAAAAUUCCGCUCGAGAUUUUGCUUAAUGAGUGGAACCUUGCUACUGCUGCGUCGAUGCCAGAACCUGCCUCCUCUGCGCCGGUGAACGAUGAGCCAGUGCUCGUCCCAGAGCCAGCCACCCUCCUCCAUCGCCAUCCUCAUCAUCGUCCACAUCAUCGGAUUUCCAGUCAGCAGCUGAGACUUCACCUGUAG